Messenger RNA from Ectocarpus siliculosus, 1794 nucleotides. NCBI's taxonomy places the organism in Eukaryota, Phaeophyceae, Ectocarpales, Ectocarpaceae. The record is from the annotation of a GenBank genome assembly.
UGGACAAGGCCACCCUCAUCUCGUCGCUCGCCACCCGGGAGGCCGUAGACCAAGGACGCCGCGACCUACCGCCCCCGCCGCAGCCGGAUCCGAGUCUUGGAGGCCGUGGAAGCGGGGGGGCUGUGGGAGAUGGGGGGACCGUGGAUUCCGGGGGGGGGGGGAGACCGCAGAUGUUCGCAACGAUGUUCGCCACCCGCGAGGAUGUGGACGCCGCUCUUCGCGCCGAGCGUCCUCCUGACAAGAUGCCUGACCUUCCGCACUGCAUGGCCAGCGACCUCCGCGAGCCGAAGACGUUCAUCGAGGCAAUGCGGUCCCCGCACUCAGAGUUGUGGGAUGAUGCAGUCGGUCGAGAGUUUUUCGGUUUGUUGGAUGCAGGAACUUUUAGUCCGGUGUAGCAACCAGUAGAGAACGCCAUCAAUGCUAAGUGGGUAUUCAACUGUAAGGCAGACGAGUAUGGAUGGCCGACGAAAUUCAAGGCAAGACUUGUAGCGCGGGGGGACAUGCAGAGGGCUUCGAUUAAUUUUGGAGAAUUGUUUGCACCCACCGUAUCAGUGUCUAGUGUGCGCUUGUUGGCAGCAUUAGCAUGUGAGCAGAAUCUUGACUUGUGCCAUUUUGAUAUUCAGCAGGCUUUUGUGCAGUCUGAGCUUGAUGAGGAUGUUUUCAUGCGCUUACCGCAGGGGUGUGGUAGGUUAUCUGGCCUGAUCGUGAAGCUGUGCAAGAGUCUGUAUGGUUUGAAGCAGGCAUCACGACAUUGGCAUGCGCACCUGACGAGGUGUUUGUUACUUUUAGGUUUUUUGCAGUGUCUGGCGGAUGCAUGUGUUUUUCGAUUGAUGGAGGAGGGACGUGUGAUCAUGAUCAUCGUGGUCCACGUGGAUGACAUUUUUGCUGUAGGGCAGAAGGAGAGGUGUGACAAGUUUGGCAGGGAUCUCAACGAGAUGGUCCCCGUGAAGAACCUUGGAGAGUUGAGGUGGUACUCCGCGUGCUUUUACGAGAGAGACGUAGAGAGAGGGUUGUUGAAGAUUUCGCAGCAGAGGUUUGCCGAAGAGUUGGCUGCAGAGUACGGCAUUGAGUGGGGGAGGAGUGUGCCCUUGCCCGUGAGCGUGAAGCUUACCGACUUUGACGAGAACGAAGCGUGCGCUGAUGUCCCUUUUCGCGAGUUGGUAGGAUCUCUGAUGUGGUUGGCCACCCAAACAAGGCCGGACAUCGCGAACGCGGUACGGGCAGUAGCGCGGUAUUGUGCAUCUCCCAAAAUGGUGCACUGGAAGGCAGCACUCGGUAUUUUAGGAUACGUAAGGAGGACGAGUUGGAUGGGGAUUACAUUUGAGAGGGGAGUAGUGACAGGGAUGAGCAUGCAGGUGUUUGUGGAUGCCGACUAUGCAAGCAAGGCGACAGACCGUAGAUCGGUGUCCGGGGGGCUAGUGAUGUGUGGGGGUGGGUGUGUAACUUGGUUUUCGAGGACGCAGAAGUGCGUUACGCUUUCCACCACGGAAGCAGAGUAUGUGUCGAUGCCGAGGAGCUGGGGUCCAAUGCACGUACAGCAAGCGGAAGCCGCACCAGCGUCAGCCUGGGCACCAGCACCAGGGCCGUCCACGUGGUCCUGCUGGCAUGCAGUCAACGGAGUUGCUGCACCACUCUUCAUCAGGCGCACUCCUGGCCUGCGGCAUGCUGCCUUUGAGGUUCAGGUGGAGUGCAUCUCCGGCGACCGGACUUGUGGGCAUGCAGGAGAACGCAUGCCUCAGUGACUUCUUCGGCUGCAUAGGAUUUAUGCCGCUCACCACCCGAAGGUGCAGUUAA